UCCUUCCCCCCAACCAUUCCCCCCUUGACUUUUCUAGAAUGUUCGUGGCAUCAGAGAGAAAGAUGAGAGCUCACCAGGUGCUCACCUUCCUCCUGCUCUUCGUGAUCACCUCGGUGGCCUCUGAAAACGCCAGCACGUCCCGAGGCUGCGGGCUGGACCUCCUCCCCCAGUACGUGUCCCUGUGCGACCUGGACGCCAUCUGGGGCAUUGUGGUGGAGGCGGUGGCCGGGGCGGGUGCCCUGAUCACACUGCUCCUGAUGCUCAUCCUCUUGGUGCGGCUGCCCUUCAUCAAGGAGAAGGAGAAGAAGAGCCCCGUGGGCCUCCACUUUCUGUUCCUCCUGGGGACCCUGGGCCUCUUCGGGCUGACGUUCGCCUUCAUCAUCCAGGAGGACGAGACCAUCUGCUCCGUCCGCCGCUUCCUCUGGGGCGUCCUCUUUGCGCUCUGCUUCUCCUGCCUGCUGAGCCAGGCAUGGCGUGUGCGGAGGCUGGUGCGGCAUGGCACGGGCCCCGCGGGCUGGCAGCUGGUGGGCCUGGCGCUGUGCCUGAUGCUGGUGCAAGUCAUCAUCGCUGUGGAGUGGCUGGUGCUCACCGUGCUGCGCGACACAAGGCCAGCCUGUGCCUACGAGCCCAUGGACUUUGUGAUGGCCCUCAUCUAUGACAUGGUACUGCUCGUGGUCACCCUGGGGCUGGCCCUCUUCACUCUGUGCGGCAAGUUCAAGAGGUGGAAGCUGAACGGGGCCUUCCUCCUCAUCACAGCCUUCCUCUCUGUGCUCAUCUGGGUGGCCUGGAUGACCAUGUACCUCUUCGGCAAUGUCAAGCUGCAGCAGGGAGAUGCCUGGAACGACCCCACCUUGGCCAUCACGCUGGCGGCCAGCGGCUGGGUCUUCGUCAUCUUCCACGCCAUCCCUGAGAUCCACUGCACCCUUCUGCCGGCCCUGCAGGAGAACACGCCCAACUACUUCGACACGUCGCAGCCCAGGAUGCGAGAGACGGCCUUCGAGGAGGACGUGCAGCUGCCCCGGGCCUAUAUGGAGAACAAGGCCUUCUCCAUGGAUGAACACAAUGCAGCCCUCCGAACAGCAGGAUUUCCCAACGGCAGCUUGGGAAAAAGACCUAGUGGCAGCUUGGGGAAAAGACCCAGCGCUCCGUUUAGAAGCAACGUGUAUCAGCCAACUGAGAUGGCCGUCGUGCUCAACGGUGGGACCAUCCCAACUGCUCCGCCAAGUCACACAGGAAGACACCUUUGGUGAAAGACUUUAAGUUCCAGAGAAUCAGAAUCUCUCUUACCGAUUUCCCUCCCUGGCUGUGUCUUUCUUGAGGGAGAAAUCGGUAACAGUAGCCGAACCAGGCCGCCUCACAGCCAGGAAAUUUGGAAAUCCUAGCCAAGGGGAUUUCGUGUAAAUGUGAACACUGACGAACUGAAAAGCUAACACCGACUGCCCGCCCCUCCCCUGCCACACACACAGACACGUAAUACCAGACCAACCUCAAUCCCCGCAAACUAAAGCAAAGCUAAUUGCAAAUAGUAUUAGGCUCACUAGAAAAUGUGGCUGGGAAGACUGUUUCAUCCUCUGGGGGUAGAACAGAACCAAAUUCACAGCUGGUGGGCCAGACUGGUGUUGGUUGGAGGUGGGGGCUCCCACUCUAUCACCCCCUCCCCAGCAAUUGCUGGACCCCAGGUGGCCUCUUGGAGAAGACCGUUGCGUUGAGGACAAAUGGGGACUUUGCCACCGGCUUGCCUGGUGGUUUGCACAUUUCAAGGGGGUUAGGAGAGUUAAGGAGGUUGUGGGUGGGAUUCCAAGGCGAGGCCCAACUGAAUCAUGGGGUGAGCUUUAUAGCCAGUGGAGGUGGAGGGACCCUGGCAUGUGCCAAAGAAGAGGCCCUCUGGGUGAUGAAGUGACCAUCAUAUUUGGAAAGUGAUCAACCACUGUUUCUUCUAUGGGGCUCUUGCUCUAGCGUCUGUGGCGAGAACACAGGCCCUGCCCCCUUCCCUUGUAGAGCCAUAGAAAUAUUCUGGCUUGGGGCAGCAGUCCCUUCUUCCCUUGAUCAUCUCGUCCUAUUCCUACACUUACAGGUGUAUCUCCAAACCCUCUCCCAAUUUUAUUCCCUUACUCAUUUCAAGAGCUCCAAUGGGGUCACCAGCUGAAAGCCCCUCCGGGAGGCAGGUUGGAAGGCAGGCUCCACUGCAGGUUUUCCGCGAUGAUGUCACCUAGCAGGGCUUCAGGGGUUCCCACUAGGAUGCAGAGAUGACCUCUCGCUGCCUCACAAGCAGUGACACCUUGGGUCCUUUUCAUUGCUGUGGUGAAAGUUCCUGGAAGGAAUGGAUCACAUGAUGGUUUCUUGUUGCUUUUGGAGGGUGUGGGGGAUAUUUUGUCUUGGUUUUUCUGCAGGUUCCAUGAAAACGGCCCUUUACCAAGCCCAUUGUUUCUGUCAUGGUUUCCAUCUGUCCUGAGCAAGUCAUUCCUUUGUUAUUUAGCAUUUCGAACAUCUCGGCCAUUCAAAGCCCCCAUGUUCUCUGCACUGUUUGGCCAGCAUAACCUCUAGCAUCGAUUCAAAGCAAAGAGUUUUAACCUGACGGCAUGGAAUGUAUAAAUGAGGGUGGGUCCUUCUGCAGAUACUCUAAUCACUACAUUGCUUUUUCUAUAAAACUACCCAUAAGCCUUUAACCUUUAAAGAAAAAUGAAAAAGGUUAGUGUUUGGGGGCCGGGGGAGGACUGACCUCUUCAUAAGUCAGUACGUCUGAGCUGAGUAUGUUUUAAUAAACCUUUUGAUAUUUCUCGAG
Molecule: messenger RNA, 2782 nt
Organism: Nomascus leucogenys (northern white-cheeked gibbon)
Lineage: Eukaryota; Metazoa; Chordata; Mammalia; Primates; Hylobatidae
Gene: GPRC5B
Product: G protein-coupled receptor class C group 5 member B
Biological process (GO): G protein-coupled receptor signaling pathway
Cellular component (GO): intracellular membrane-bounded organelle; signaling receptor complex; plasma membrane
Molecular function (GO): protein kinase activator activity; G protein-coupled receptor activity; protein kinase binding
Source: RefSeq, a predicted model, not a curated record